Messenger RNA from Saccoglossus kowalevskii, 2353 nucleotides. RefSeq names its product integrator complex subunit 10-like. The record is from RefSeq and is a predicted model, not a curated record. Lineage: Eukaryota; Metazoa; Hemichordata; Enteropneusta; Harrimaniidae. Gene Ontology annotation, biological process: snRNA processing. Gene Ontology annotation, cellular component: integrator complex.
AUGGCCGCUUUUGGAGGAGCGGAUCAAAAAUGGUUAGUUGACACCGCCCAGAGCUUGCUACUCAAAGACCCGGCAGCUGCCAAAGCAUGGCUUCUUACAGCAAGGGCCUUGUUCCCCAGAGACUUUGGUAUCCAAUACCACUCAUACUGCAUUGCCAAGUCUUCACCAAAUUUGAAAGAAGCUGCUAAACUACUCUAUGAAUUAUUCAUUCAUUUCCAUCAUGAAUCAACACUAUGGCAGGAGUUCCACUGUAUCACCAUAGCGAUGCAAUCUGACCUAUCUGACCCCCAUACCACCUUUCUCUCAGAAUUGUUUGAAUCUUUACCAAGCCAAGCACAACACGAUAUUUUACUGCAAGUAGCAGAGCAUACUAAAGAUCUACUGUCACAUUGUAAAUUACAGUUGUUAUUGAUUAGUAAGUUUCGAAAUGCUGUUAUAACACAUGGGGUCAAACUUGUUGAGACAUUAUUAAGUGCUGAAAAGAUGCAAGCAGAAAGGAAUCCAUUGAACUGCUUCAGAAAAUUACUAGUUUGUGAUGUUCUUCCUAUUUUGUUGUCCAUCCCUGAUGUGCCAUGUUCCAAUAAACAAUUAGCCAAGUGGUUGCAGAAAUCGAUAGAAUUUUACAUUUGCUAUGCAGUUAGACCAAGGUCAGCUGACAACAAAUGCGCGACACCAGGAUUUAAAAGUCCUUUGAAAUCACCGGAUCCAUCCACAUCAAGGUUUGUGUUCAUUGAAGGCCUCACCGAGAAAGAGAGCACCAUCGUUACCCCCUGGGCUAAUUUGCAUAAUAUUCUGUUACUGACAUCGUCACGGCUUGGAUGGAAUACUGAUAAUGUUGUUCCAACAGACAGGAACCACAGACAGCAAUGGUUGUACUUAUCCAGGGUGUAUAAAGCAUGUCAAAAGAUGUCAGAUGAGAAUAGAAUACAACACAUAAAGCCCGUUUUCUAUUCACUUAUUGUUCUUUUAUUCCAAUGUUUACAUGGCUAUCUAAAAUACAAAGAUCCUGAACAGUUCGCAGUUAACAGUUCACCCAGUGCACAACAUGGAACACUUGUUCUACUGCACAAUGUUGAAGUCGCUACAAAGAAAAAGAAAGACAAACAUGAACAUAAAAGAGCUCGACUUCUAGAUAAGGAUGACAUCACAGAGACUAGUAAAGAGCAUAUUAGUGUAUGGGGAAUGAACAAAGACAAAAGUGAAUUAUUGGAAUCAUUUACUACGGCUGUUAUAUGCUGGCAAUUGAUACAAUCUGAUGAAGUAUUCGAUAAAGAUUUUAAAUGGCUGCUUCACUACUGGAAGUCUAUAAAGUGGACAUGGUUGACAUCAUUCCAAAUAGACAUGGGUGUAUAUACUGGUGAUACUGCCAAAUCCUUAGUAAUGCUGGAAGAACGGCAUGAAUCAGGAGAAAUACAAGGUCAGCUUGAAGCUUGUUUACAGCUGUCAUCUUGUUUCCUAGCAAUGAAGCACUAUCAGAAAGCAUGUGACAUGGCAUUGGAUGCAGUUGCUAUGUUACCUGAUUCGGAUUUCAGCACUGUCAAGUCACUGGGCCAUGAAGAUUCAAAGUCAAAUAGUUUACAAUUUGUUUGUUGUGCAUCAAUGUAUGUGUUACAGUAUUGUAUAAAACUUAUCCUCAUGUGUUUUAAGAAAAUAUUCAACAGUGGUGGGAUGAACGAGAUAGCCUUAGGUCACAUGUUAGUCAUGAUGCAAUAUGAUUGGCCGAAAGAAGAGAAAACCUUUCGUCAAGUGAUUGAUGUGAUUAUGCAGCAAGGGACUUUUACUUACACAAUGUUUUUCAAGUAUGUUAUCAAUAUCGAUAUUUUAGAAGAGGUGUCGUUUUUAAGGACAGAUGACGGUGGAAAAGUGGAACUGGAGUUAUUAGUGCAAGCCCCAUCUCAACAUAGACAAAGAACAGUCACUCGAGGACUGACAAAAGGUGGAGAGGAAGGACUGAAAGUCGCUAUGGAAAAACAGAUGACGCGAUAUGACGACAAUCUGUUGUGUCUGAUUAAACAGUUUCUGACGGAAGAAAGGGGAGGUAUUCGCCAGGCAAUGGUGUUGUGAGAAAUCGCUUACACAGGACUCUCAUCAAAAAUGAUAUAUUACCACGACAACCACCUUUUGGUAACUGGUUAAACUUAUCAUUAAUAGACCUGUCAUUUCGAAUGGUGCUAUGAGACAUUACCUUCAGUUGAUGCCGCACAGCAAAAUGUUCAAUAGAAAUAUUUUCAAGAGAUUUAUCUCUUGUGUACAUGACAUUGUUGUUAUAUGCAAGUAUAUUUCCACUUUGACCAAAUGUAUCCUUAUAAGGAAUGACAAAAAAUAAAGAUAGUGGAUGGUCUUCAAAACAAAA